AUGGGUGUCCGAGGGCUCAGCCGAACCCGCGCCUCCACCAAGUCCGCGGCCCCCGUGCCUCGCGCCUGCGCCCUGACUGCUUGGAAGGUGCUAUGGCGGCGGCCGCGGCCCACUCAUUUGCAGGUUUGCGGCUGCAAGGGCAUCCGGACCUGUCUUAUUUGCGAGAGACAGCGCCACGGGUCCCCGCCCUGGCAGCUCUCCCCUCAGAAAAAAUACUGUUUCCGUUACUGCCCGGACACAGGCUGGGCCAUGGGGCCCAAGGACUCUGACUUGGAGGGUUGGGCCUUCCCCUUCCCGGGGGUGACAUUGAUAACGGACUUUGUGACCCCGGAGGAAGAGGCUGAGAUGGUGCGUCUGAUGGACAGUGACCCUUGGAAGCUCUCUCAGUCCGGACGAAGGAAACAGGACUAUGGCCCAAAAGUCAAUUUUCGGAAGCAGAAGCUGAAGAUCGCGGGCUUCCAGGGUCUCCCCAGCUUCAGCCGGAUGGUGGUCCAGAGAAUGGGCCUCUCCCCGGGGCUGGAGGACUUCAGGCCUGUGGAACAGUGUAACCUGGACUACAGCCCCGAGCGGGGCUCGGCCAUCGACCCCCACCUGGAUGACGCCUGGCUGUGGGGCGAGCGGCUGGUGAGCCUCAACCUCCUGUCGGCCACUGUGGUGUCCAUGUCCCGGGACGCCCCCGGCAGCCUGCUGCUCAGCUCGGCCCCCUAUCGACCGGACGCUUUGGAAGGCAGGUCUGUCCCCUGCCAGGAGGUGGAAGUGGCCAUCUCCGUACCCUGCCGCUCCCUGCUGGUGCUCACAGGAGCCGCUCGGCACCAGUGGACCCACGCCAUCCACCGCAGACACAUCCAGGCCCGGCGUGUCUGCGCCACCUUCAGAGAGCUGUCCAGCGAGUUCCUGCCUGGAGGGAAGCGGCAGGACCUGGGACAGGAGCUGCUGCAGGCCGCGCUCUCCUUCCAGGGAAGGCCCGUGUGAGCACCAUUCCUGGGCACAAGAGCUGGCCUGGCCUGCUGCAAACAUGGCUCCAGCACCACCAUCGGGGAGCGAGCCCUGAGGUCUCUCCACAGCUCAAUAGAUUCAUUGGUUUGCUGUCCUGGAUCUCGCUCUGUAGACCAGGCUGGCCUCGAACUCACAGAGAUCCACCUGUCUCUGCCUCCCGAG
Molecule: messenger RNA, 1158 nt
Organism: Peromyscus leucopus (white-footed mouse)
Lineage: Eukaryota; Metazoa; Chordata; Mammalia; Rodentia; Cricetidae
Gene: Alkbh4
Product: alkB homolog 4, lysine demethylase
Biological process (GO): oxidative demethylation; actomyosin structure organization; protein demethylation
Cellular component (GO): contractile ring; midbody
Molecular function (GO): oxidoreductase activity; actin binding; demethylase activity
Source: RefSeq, a predicted model, not a curated record